GCCAGGCGGACGAAGGAAAUUGAUAAAGUAUUUAAGCCGUGGACAAAGUAUUGCUUGAUCCCUUCAAAUGUUGAAAGCUUGAAACUUAUAUUACAUAUACGUAAUUGGCGCUUAUAUUUGGUAAUUUAAAUGUUUAUUUUUAUAUUUGAUUGGUGUAUUUGUGUUUUUAUUUGUACACUAAAAAGCUUAUAGAAGAUAUUUUGGUUUAUUUGGUAUUUUUUUGUGUAGAUUGUAAUGAAUAUAUAAUUUUAGUGUUUUUGUUUUUUUUGGUUUAGGUUGUGUUUAAAUUUAGAGAAAAUUACUAGAAUGUUACACAUUUUAUGGUUUAUUACUAGAAUGUUGUAUAUCUUUGUUUUAUUACUAGAAUGUUUUCUCUUUCUUAGUAAUUUACAAUAAGGGGCUUUUGUUAUGUUUUAUUUUCUGAAACUAAUUUUAAAGAUCAAAGCCACAUCAGUUAUUAAAAAUCCACAUCACAUCAGUUAUUUUCUGAAACCAAACCGUCUCUAUCACUAUCACUAUCAUACAUACGGUUUUGUCCAAAAAAAAAAGAAAAGAACACGAAGAACUGUGUUGUGUCGAAGAAGGAACCGCAAACCGAAAUCCUCUCACCCUUCGAAACCCUCGUCGACAUUGUUCUUUACUUCUUCGAACUCUCUCUAACUCUCUGUCGUUGAACUCUCUAUAACUCUCUGUCGUUGAACUCUGUCUCGUCGGAGUUUUUAGAAACCGUCGUCUGUACGAAAUCGCCUUCACCGCAUUCUCAUCAACGAGUUCAUCUUUUCCGAUGGAUGUUAGUCAAGUCGAACCACGUGAUUACCCUCCAAGACUUUACCCUUCUAACCUAGAAGGUAAAGAUAUCAAUCAUAAUUUCCGUGCAGGACAUUUCCCCCACAUUAAAGAAACAAUAGGACUCGAUGUGUGGGAAGAACUGGUGAACUCUCCCAUUGGAGUAGUUGCUAGGCUACUUUCACGCGAAAGCAUUUGGUCUGGUAGGACCGUACACUAUCUGCUAUGUAGACAGCUGCGAGUGCAUAAAAAGGAGAUAUGGUCUGUUGUGGUUGAUGAUGUUAUCAGGUUUAGCUUGCUCGAGUUUGGUGAGAUCACUGGGUUAAACACAUGUCCAUUGCCAACAGAAAGUUUUGAACCUGAUCAAUACAAAGAGUUUUGGGAGGAGUUGAAGGUGCCGCUUGGGAUGGGACCCAAGUAUGAUGAGCUGAAGGCAGCAUUAGAGUUCUGUCCUGGUUGGAGUUUUGAAAAGCGUAAGUGGUUGGGGAUGUUAUUUCUUCAAGCCAUGGGACUGUACUGUUUGCAUCACAAUUCAAGGAUACCCUUUCAAAGUGCAAUAAGGGUAUUCGACGAUGAAGCCAUGAGGUCGUAUCCAUGGGGUCGGACUGCAUACGAAGUUCUUGUUGACUCUCUGAAAACACUGUGUCCAGAUGGAAAGUCAUACACAGUAAGCGGCAUGAAGGACGUUUUAUUGGUUUGGGCGUAUGAGUCCAUCGUCUGUUUCGGUGAGAAGUUUGGGAGAGUGGUCAACAAUGAAGACGUUCCUCUUUUGCGAUGGGGUGGAAGGCGUACACGUUCAAGUUUUGAUACUGUCUUGUCUGACGAAAUCAAAGAUCAUGGCGAGGUCCGUUUGAGGAGAAUGGUUAUGAAGGAGUCAACUGAAGAGAUGUUUCCUGUAUGGUCGGAUGAACCUGACGACCCACAACUCGUUAGGUUGGUAGAAGACAUACACGCAGGUAGAUACGUGAAAGGUUUCUGGGAAGUACAGAGGGAUGAGCAGGGGAAGGGGAAUGAGAAGAAGAAGAAGAAGAAAACGAAGGGAGUUUCAUCAGAAGCUGAGCCAUCAACAAAGAAGCAGAAGAAAGAAGCUGCUGAAACGAGAAAGAGUUCUAGCGAGGAGGAAGCUGUAUUGGACAAAGCGACUCUGACGAAUCUUGUGAGUGCUCUGCAGAAUAUUUCAGCAAAAUUUGACGCUUACGAUUUUGACCGGAACCGGCCAGUGAUGGACGAGAAGACCCUAGAUAACGUGGUGAAAGCUGUAGUGCAGCAGAGUCUGAAAGUUUUGGGGGAAAGGAAAAUUCCCGACAACGAUGCUAAACUCUCCUCCGCCGGCGUAGAAAAAUCUUUAUCGGUGACAUCAUCACCUCGUAGGAGGUCGCCACCGGAAAAGUCGGACAAAAGUCCAGUGGUAGAACCGCAGGCCCAGGAGGAGAAGUCUGUAAAAACUCCAGUGACAGAACCGCGGCAGCAGAAAAAGCCUGUCAAAAGUCCAGAACCGCCGCAGCAGAAAGAGAAGGCUGUCAAAAGUCCGGUGCCGCCGCAGCGGAAGGAGAAGGCUGUCAAAAGUCCGGUGCCGGCGCAGCAGAAACAGCAGAAGUCAGUCAAAAGUCCAGCGUUAGCUGAGACCCCUGCAAAGAAGAAUUCGGAGCUUGAGAAGGAUACAGUGGUGAGAAGGAUUUUGGGUGAUGAUUUUAAUGAAAUUGAUUUCAUUAGUGUUUCUCCUGCAAAGAUUACUAAGGAUGCUAAGGAUGGUAAGGAUGCCAACGUUCCAGCCUAUGGACGCGGCUUACGGGGCAAGGCCAAGCGUACUGUUACUGUAAAGGAUGAGGCUAUCGAGGAUAAGAAAAAAGCACAGCGGGCAGAGGCUGCGUUGAAGAGGAAGGAGAAGCAAGAGGCUAAGAAAAAAGAGAACGAGGAAAAGAAACAGAAGAGAAAAGCGGCUGAGUUACAAAAGAAACAAGAGGCUGGGUUACAGAAGAAAAAGAAGGAAGACGAGGCUGAGUUAACGAAAAAAAAGAAGGAAAAAGAGGCUGACUUACCGAAGAAGAAGAAAGAAGAAGAGGCUGAGUUACAGCGGUCUGCGGAAUGUGUUGUGACCAACGACGAAGUUCUUGCGGAAGAUAACGCAUUGGCGGCGGAGUCUGAUGUCGAGCCAGCUGAAUUGAUUAGAUUUUCCGUGAUAAAGGAACUUCGGGAGAAAUCAGUUAAGUUAUCUCCACAAGGGUUUUCAUUGACGAACCUUGAUUCAGCACCAGAUUUUCCGUACAUUGGAGACAAUGGACAGACGACUUGCAUGAGGAAGAACAUUACGCCUUCAUCAGUAAUAUACGACCCUUGCGCACCUGUUGAUCCGGCGCGACUGGAAAAACUGAAGCAACACAUUAAGGCAAUUCCACCCAAACCACCAGCACCUAAAGAUAAACCAGAAGAACCCUCAGCUGAUCAUGAGAGUGACUUCUACAGCAUACUCAUGCAUGAAAGACCGUGGCCUGACAAAGAAUAUGGAUGGGUGUUUGAUAAUCAUAUCGCUGCGUAUAUGAACGUCCUCAUACAAAGGUCCAUGCGAGAUCCCACUCCAUUCUGGUCCAAGCGGAUUGGUUUCAUAGACCCUUGGUUGUUAAGUUCUUGGGCUUUCCUCGAUUACAGGCAGUUCAGGAUGAAACCUGCUUCGUUCAAGUUCAAAGACUGUGGUUAUGAAGCGUUGGUAAACGGGAGAUUCCCCGAAGAAUUUGCAACAAACUUGAAGUGGUAUGCAGAUGUGGAUCACGUGUACGGAUGUCUUCAAACCGGCGGUAAUCACUGGGUGGCGUUUCACGUGGAUCUGAUCAAGGAGAAGAUAGAUUGCUACGAUCCAAUCUAUGGAGAGUCAACACCCGAAAGUGAGCAAAAAAUGCUAAAUGCUUUUAGACCUCUACUGGAGAUGCUUCCCUGGAUGUUGAAUGAGCUUAUUCCUGCCGAUCUCCGAAAGCAUUCUAGGAAGAGGUUCGCAUUCAGACGGAGGAGCAAAAGAUAAAUUCCACAAAACAACAUGUCAGGUGAUUGUGGGGUUUAUUCGUUGAAGUUUGUGGAGUGUCUAGCGCUUGGUGUAACUUUUGAUGGCAUAAACGAUAGUAAUAUUCAAGGGUUACAGGUGAAGAUGGCAGCAGAUAUCCUCGAGGAAGGAGGAAAUGUUGGAAUGAACAAUUUGUUUUCAUAAUGAAACUGUGUUUGUUUGUGAACCUGUGUUUGUUGUUAUGUUAACUAUUUGACUUUGGAUAACUGCUGUAAUAACUCAGUCGUAUCGAUUAGUAAUACUCAGCCAGUACUCAUUGAUAACUCAGUCAUACCUCAAACAUACCCUAGAAUCAAAAUAAUUAAUAAUUUUUCAUUCGAAUGUUAUAUAUAAAGUCCAAUUAUCAAAAUAAUUAAUAAUAACUCAAUGUGUGAGCAUGAUCUUUGUUGACUAUACGAGUUUGGAAUCGAUUAUAAUCUUGAGGUAUAUGUUGUCUCUUACGAGUACCUAAAACUCUAGGCAGUGAUAUGAGGUGUGAGCAUGAUUCAAAACACGUAAACUGUUAUUGUGUUAUUUAUUAUGAAUUUGUGAUAUUUAUCAUAUCUUGUGGUUCGUACAUUAUAAAUCAUAACCCUAAACAAUCUUAUUCGGAACCCAAACCCUAAAUAACUAAACCCUAUACCCUAAACGGCAAACAACAAAUCAGCCGUAAAGGUCUUAAUAACUCAGCCUGUUAGUGUAAGUUAAUAUUUACAUAUGGCGCGAAAAUUUUAGAUAUUUUAUCUCGCGACCUUUAAUGUUCUAUACUUCCCCUAUAUAUAGCCCCCUUCUCUUGCACCUUCUCGCCUUAUCUCACUAGAAAACCUAAACAAUAUCUCUAUAUCGCCUUACAAAGUUAUGAUUGUUCCUGGUUAUUCAGAAAGGUUAGAGAACAGAGUCAAUGAGAUACUAAACUCUGAAAAUCGUGAAAACCUUCCCGUUAUAUACCCUGGCCCGGGUGUCUUGCUUGACAGCGUAAUCUGGUUUAAAUUUCUAAGCGAUCUCUCCCUGGCCAUCCCGUCGAUUUUAGCAGAAGGAUGGGUUCAUGAUUGGCCGACAUGGCGCGCCAUUCUCGAUCAUUUUAAGGAACGCUGGUUUCUUCAACUCGCUCGCAAACGCACGUGGGCACGAAGAUAUAAUUUUCAAGUUUGGACAAAUUUUAAUCUGGUGGCCAGAACGGUGUUUCGUUGUCACAUGCGCCUCUUGAAGAGGACGUGGGCACAUGGGGGUGAGAAGCCUGCGUGGAUGCUAACUAGAGUUUGGCGUGAUCUUGUCCACAUGUUUGAAGAAUUUGGUCCUGAUAAUUUUGGUUUUAGAAAUUGAUUUGUUGUUUUUGUUUGUAUUCAGCCGUCAAGUUUUUGUAAAGUUGUUUAACUCAGCCGUUAAGUUUCUAUAAAGUUGUUUAACUCAGCCAUUAAGUUUCUAUUAAGUUGUUUAACUCAGCCGUUUAGUUUCUAUAAAGUUGUUUAACUCAGCCGUUAAGGUUUUAUAAAGUUGUUUAACUCAGCCGGAAUUGUUUGCGUCAAACGUCAGUGUUUCAGUUAAGUAACUCAGCCGUAAUAUGAAUUAAGAUACUAAUAACUCAGCCUUAUAUUGUAAAAAUACAAAGCCAUAGUUAACGCUAUUUUCAAUGUAUUAUUAUGGCCGCCAUUACUUAAUCGAGACCAGUAUUAGAGUCCUUUAUUCUCUUAUUAUUAUACGUGCGAGAAAUUCCAUCGUCAUUGAGAAUAUCGAGACUCAUUAUUAUGGCCGUCAUUACAUUAUCGAGACUACUAUUAUUAGAGACCUUUAUUCUCUUAUUAUUAUGUGCAUGAGAAAUUUCGUUUGCAUUGAGAAUAUCGAGACUCAUUAUUAUACGGCUGGCACGCAUGUAUCGGAUUAUUUACAUAAUCGAGGUAUUGUUAUUUUUAAUGUAACUCAGUCAAUACGUCUACGUUAACUCAGCCAAAAUAUAGACGCUAACACAGCCGUAAUACGAAUUCAACUUAAGUGUUUGAUAAAAUAAUAAAGAACCUUUCGUAUUUCUUGAUUUGAUUGAGUAUUCGUCAUAAUUAAAGUGCAUCACGUGUGUGGAAAAAUACGGCUCAAACCUAAUAUCGAGGCAUUUAAUAGUUUAUUAAUUUAAAUUAUUCCUCUUUAUUUGAUUUUUAAAAAAAAAAAUGAUUUUAUAUUACUAUCACUAUUGUUUUAACUUUGUCUUUCACACCAAUUUCUCUUUCAUUCAAAGAAAAUGUCUUCUUCAUCAUAUGUGUCUGGUAACACUUACUUUCACCGCCGGCAUGUGGAAAGAGGAACGCCGAAACAGUGUUGGUGUGGUGAACCCGCUGAAUUAUGUACAUCUGCAUCACGGGCUAAUCCAGGAAGACUGUACUAUUGCUGUCGCAAAGGAUAUAUUAAGGUUUGAUUUUUAAUUUUAUUCAUUAUACUGUCAAUGUGAUACUAAGAGCUGGGCAUGUUAGUGAAAUCAGAGACAUUUAUUCAAAUGGGCGGACGAGUGCUUGGUGGAAGAGGUAGAAGAUAUGAAAUCGGUGAUGAGUGACAUGACCAAAGGCAUAUCAGAUCUGAGAGUAGACGUUGGUCGGUUGGAGAAAGAACUCGGUAAAGCGGAAAAGAUGAAGUGUUUGAUGUUUCCAGUGGUGGUUUGUGGGUUUGGUAUGGCCAUAUUUUGGCACUAUUUCUUUGCGUAGUCAUGUGUUGUAAUAAUAAUUUAGACGCAAUGUUUUUAGUAACUCAGCUAUUACGUUCAAUGCAACUCAGCCAGUACGUUAAUUAAUUCAUAAUCAAACAAUAACCCAGCCAUAAUACGAGUAUUCGUCAGUCAUAACGUUUUAAUAACUCAGUUAUAACGUUCACUGCAAUUCAGCCGUUACGUUAAUUAAGUCACUAUCAAACAAUAACCCAGCCAUAAUAUGAGUAUUCGUCAGUCAUAAUGUUUUAAUAACUCAGUUAUAACGUUCACUGCAUCUCAGCCGUUACGUUAAUUAAGUCAUAAUCAAACAAUAACCCAGCCAUUAUAUGAGUAUUCGUCAGUCAUAAUAAGAUAGUAACUCAGCUAUAACGUUCAGUGGAAGUCAGUCAUAAUCAAACAAUAACAUAAACAAUAACUCAACCAUAAUAUGAAUAUUAGUCAGCCAUAAAAAGAGACAUACAUAAAUUUCUGGUUCGACAUACAUAAGUUUAGGUUCAAUGGAAGUUCAGUCGUAAAAUUGUUAAUAUUUAAUGAUGUCGAAAAAUAAAAGUUGGCCAAAAGAGUCAUACAUAAUUUAACUCAGUGUCGAGUUAUGUCCUGACACGCAUGUCCGAGUAAUUUACGAUAUCGAGGUCAUUAUAUGUUUAUUUUAUUUGGACACGCGUGAUCUUUAUAUUUAAUAUGAUUUCCCUAUUAUAUUUCCAAUAUUUACAAGUAAAAGAUAAAGGAAAAACCAGAGUCGACUUCUAAAACCUAAAGUAAGUCUCUUUCGUCCAAAAUCGAUUUUGAAUUAUUUUUUGUAUUUUGGCCUUGUUCGAUUUUGCAUUAUUUUUUGUGUGCUAUGAUGUAUAAAUUAGAUGGAUCUACAGCGUGGAAUUCCAAGGACGUGCGACUGUGGAGCUGCUACCAUUGUGUUAACGUCAGGUACAAUAAAGAAUCCGGGUAGAAGAUUUUAUCGAUGUGGAGCAAAUUUGGGUCAAAACCAUGUUUUCAAAUGGCUUGAUGAAGCACAUGAUGAAGAGUUUGUAGUUGUGGCAAACAAACUCGCGACGAUAGAACAGGAUUUGGCCGCUAUAAAAGCAGAAUUAGAUGAUAUGAAGAAAGACAUAACUGAGAUCAUAAAAAUUAUUGAAUGUCUUAGGAUGAAGUCUUAAAUGUAUUAGUUGCUACUACUACUUCUUUGUUCACUCAGAUUCUGUACUCAUAAGUCAGUCUAUGUUUAUGUAACUCGGAUUUAACUCAGCCGUUGUUAAUUUCUUCCGAAACAACAACUCAGCCGUAACAUGUAAUAAUAUCAGUCUUAACGUUUAGGUGAACAAUCAAAAAACAGUCAUAAGAUGAAUAAAUGAGAAUAACUCAGCCGUAAGAUGAAAAUAACUCAGCCGUAAGAUGAAAAUAAGUCAGCCAUAAGAUGAAAAUAACUCAGCCAUAAGAUGAAAAUAAGUCAGCCAUUAGAUGAAAAUAACUCAGCCAUAAGAUGAAAAUAAGUCAGCCAUAAAAACAGAAUAUAUAAUUUUUUGUUCGACAUACAUAAUGGCAUAGCAAAAAACAUAAAAAAGAUAAGAUUCUGAUGCAGAGACAUCUUCACCACUUACUUGUGUCCCUAAACAGGCUUAUCGGUUCAAAAUCACGAAAGAACAAGGAAAUCUCUUUGAUCCAGAAACAGCGCUCACACAUGUUGUCGUCCUUAGUCACAUCAAUGUGCCAUAGGCAGAGACAUUGUCGGUCCACAACAUUUGCACAUUGGCAAAGGUAGAAGGACGGAACAUAAGUAGAAGUGAACAUGGCCUUAAUUUGACGGAACUCGUCAGUAUGCCACAAACCCCAUCCCCAUUUCGCAUCUCGAACAAGUUUCCCGACCCUGUCAACAGUUGCUCUUGGAAUUCUCCGAAAAUACUGCGCAUCACCGUAAAAGAUUGCUUGAGUCAUAGCGUGUGUAUACAUUGCACGCUCAUAUCCUGCAUCUGCUGCACGCUUGAGGAGAGAAAGGCCAUAAUCUUGCUCAUCGUAUGAGUAGAAAAACUGUACACCCUUUACAUAAAUUGUGCUUGGAUUGUUCUCAGCGUAGCAAGUUUUCAACAACUGAGAUGGCAUAAUGAGACCCCAGGGAAAGGAUAACACAUCGAAAUAAUGGUAUACCCUACGCAUCUCUGCUAACGCCUUCAUCGACCUGGACGAUGCUCUGAGGCGGUAGAGAUCUUGGAAGGAGUUACGGGCCACACGUUCAACCACCAUUGCCUGAAGAUCUUCAGACAAUUCAAGCAGAGGGAAAUAUUCCAUUUUCUCUGAGAGGACAGUUGUGUAAAAGAUAGAGAGUUGAAGAUGUGUAAUUGUUUGAGAAGUACCUUAUUUAUCUGCAGUUAACGGUUAUAGUUUCGUAUCGCGGCGUUUCUUAUUUCUUAUUUUGAGCGGGAAUUUAAUCCAUAACUCAGCCGUGUAUUACAAUAACUCAGCCUUAGUUGACUUCGCGACGUUUCGUGUUUCUAGCGGAGAAGUUUUUUUCAACUGCGUUUGAAUAAAAGAGCUGACAUUAGAAAUCACGACAAUUAUUAGGCGUGUGAGUAACAUUAUCUCAGCCAAUGAAGAUUAAUUUCUCUUAAUUUUAUUCGCUACUUUCGUAUUCCACUUUAUAAUCAAUAAUUACGUAGGGGCUAUUACGUAACGUAGGGCAAUUAAGUACGGACAUCUCGUUUUUUGAUGUCUGUGUCUCUCUUGAGUAAUGGGAAGCGGGCAAAUCAAUGAAAAUAAAAACCCAACCAUAAUACAAAAUUUGAAAAACAUUAACGCAGCCGUCAUAGAACAUUAAAACAAAAAAACCCAGCCGUAUUACAACACAAAACUCAGCCGUAUUACAAUUAAUAAUCCAGCCGUUGUGCAAAUCAAUGAAAAUAAAACCCAGUCGUAUUACAACACAAAACCCAGCCGUAUUACAACACAAAACCCAGCC
Messenger RNA from Brassica rapa (field mustard), 9453 nucleotides. RefSeq lists its product as uncharacterized. NCBI's taxonomy places the organism in Eukaryota, Viridiplantae, Streptophyta, Magnoliopsida, Brassicales, Brassicaceae. The record is from RefSeq and is a predicted model, not a curated record. Gene Ontology annotation, molecular function: cysteine-type peptidase activity. Gene Ontology annotation, biological process: proteolysis.